CAGGGCUGGAGACACUUGGCUCCCAAUCAAGUCUGGAGCCCAAGUCAGAUCAGACUCUCCUGAGUCCAGCAGAAGAGACCCUUCCUCUGCCCGGCGGCCUGGAGAGGCUCAGAGAAGCCACCAUGGCAGGAUCCUUUCUCUCCACCGUGGUGAUCCUACUGCUGUCCUUAGUCCUGGGAUCCGCUGGACAAGAAGCUGAGCGUGACAGGGGCGAGGAUAAGAUUAUUGAUGGAGUCCCAUGUCCAAAAGGCUCCCAGCCCUGGCAGGUGGCCCUGCUCAGGGGUGAUCAGCUCCACUGCGGAGGCGUGCUGCUCAACGAGCAGUGGGUGCUCACGGCCGCCCACUGCAUGAUGAGUGAGUACAACGUGCACAUGGGCAGCGAUCAGCUGGAUGAUCCGAGAGCCCAGAAGAUCAGGGCCACAAGGUCAUUCCGCCACCCCAGCUACUCCACGCAGACCCAUGUUAAUGACAUUAUGCUUGUGAAGCUAAAUAGCCGGGCCAGACUGUCAUCAAGUGUGAAGAAAGUCAACCUGCCCUCCAGCUGUGAUCCCCCUGGGACCACAUGUACCGUUUCUGGCUGGGGCACCACCACCAGCCCUGUUGAGACCUACCCAUCGGGGCUCCGGUGCACAGAUGUCAGACUCAUCUCCUCCCAGGAAUGCAAGAAGUUUUACAAGGACCUGCUGGGAAGUUCCAUGCUGUGUGCUGGCAUUCCCAACUCCAAGACCAACGCCUGCAAUGGUGACUCAGGGGGACCACUGAUGUGCAAAGGGACCCUGCAAGGCCUGGUGUCCUGGGGAACUUUCCCUUGCGGCCAACCCAAUGACCCAGGUGUCUACACCCAAGUCUGCAAGUACAUCGGUUGGAUAAAGGAGACCAUAAGAAAGCAUCGCUAAUGCCUCCAUACUCGCAUCUCUCCAUCCCUACGCCCUGAACAGGAAAUUCACAGAAACGUUGAUGACCUACAGUCAUAUUUGGCUUUACCUCUCCUCAAAGACAUAUUAAAACUUCAACAAUAUGCCAUGUGUGUAAACCAAUCAAAUUAGCAAGGACCUAAAACCAGAACAAGAAACACAAAAACCUCAGUGCUGGUAAAGAUGCAGUGAAACCAGUAGUCUCAACCACUGAAACUGAAAAUCAUACCAUUUUUGUGGUAGGCGGGUUGGUAAGGUGAAUUGAGACCUUUAUUCACCACCUUUGACCCAGUAGUUCUCGUUCUGGGAAGACACUACUGCUGAAAAAAAAUCCAAA
This is a messenger RNA of Ceratotherium simum simum (southern white rhinoceros), 1251 nucleotides long. RefSeq names its product kallikrein related peptidase 7 (gene KLK7). NCBI's taxonomy places the organism in Eukaryota, Metazoa, Chordata, Mammalia, Perissodactyla, Rhinocerotidae. Gene Ontology annotation, molecular function: serine-type endopeptidase activity. The record is from RefSeq and is a predicted model, not a curated record. Gene Ontology annotation, biological process: positive regulation of antibacterial peptide production; proteolysis. Gene Ontology annotation, cellular component: secretory granule.